UUGACAUUUACACGCUGACGAGUAUUGUUGAUGUCCGCGGGCAAAAGAAAAAGAAAUUUACCUUUUGGAAAGUUUGUUUGUAUUAUCGCAGCUGUAACACGUCCGCGAUCCUUUCGGAAUCGAUGAAAGGAAGAUGAAAGUCCUGUCCCAACACCUCACCAAAACAAUCUUCACAAAAUGAAGCGCAUGCGGGUCAAAGCAGAACCGAGCAGUAAUCAUGUUUACGUGGAGGAACCGUACACGACGGACUAUUCCGAUUUCCCACCGGCGCAACAAAAAUCGCCCCCCAUAGAACGAUGGCUGGAGGCGCAAAUACUGCCGGGUGAUACGCUACAAGCCAUUGCGCUUCGAUUCAACUGUUCGAUACCACAGCUGAAAAAGUUGAACAAGAUUGAUAAGGACAACGAAAUCUAUGCACGCAACGUGAUACGCGUUCCGGUGACACCUCACUCGAUUCUGCUGGAAACAUUGCCGCGUGUGCACACGAGCGGUAACAGCAGUCCGAAAAACAUCACAAACACUCCACCGAACGUGGACCAUGUUCCGGCGGGCACGUCGAAAGCUACGCUCGACGAGAAACUCAUUCUUGCCGCCGUUAGCAACGCAUCUAUUCAACCGAGCAGCAGUGCAGCAACACAGUUUCCUAAAAAGUCUUCCGGCAAACAGCACAGGGAUCUUAGCGCGCGAUCGAACGAAAUAGAGCUGGAAGAGCUGCACGGUGAGGCGGACGGACUAGCGAGCCAACCGUUGCUGCUGAGCGGUGAAUAUGACGAUAGUAUUCCGCAACCGCGCUCGCUCCGGUUGCCGGCAAACGAUUUUUCGUGCAAUGGAAGCGAUUGUGAUAUUUCCUGGAUUUGUUUGCUCGUCUUUAUCCUAGCGCUUUGCUUUGCAAUUCCACUUAUUUAUGUAGUGUAUGUGGCGGAACACAUAGACAAAUAUCAUCACGAUAGUUUUAAUCACAUUAACAAUCACAGCUCCAAACUGUGACCACCAGAAGACCCGGGAAGGCAUUACAAAGUAUGUUUGUGUGCAUUUUUUUUAAAGUAUCUUAUCUGUAAAAGGUAUUCUG
Anopheles maculipalpis is the source of this 1069-nucleotide messenger RNA. Its product is annotated as lysM and putative peptidoglycan-binding domain-containing protein 4. The transcript has 3 exons. The record is from RefSeq and is a predicted model, not a curated record. Bases 178 to 987 code for a protein of 269 amino acids. Lineage: Eukaryota; Metazoa; Arthropoda; Insecta; Diptera; Culicidae.